This is a messenger RNA of Didymodactylos carnosus, 762 nucleotides long. NCBI's taxonomy places the organism in Eukaryota, Metazoa, Rotifera, Eurotatoria, Philodinida, Philodinidae. The record is from the annotation of a GenBank genome assembly.
AUGUUUUAUAUUUCGGAUAACGAGGCCGAUCAUAUCGCAGCAGCUCAAACAAUUGAAGAUAGACGAAAUUUCUUAAUUCAUUUAGCACGUACUGCUAAUUUACCAUUAUUGACAAAACAUUUCGAUGGAAGUAUCCGAUACUGUUUCAAUUGUCGUUGUAUCAAACCGGAUCGUGCGCAUCAUUGUUCUAUAUGUAGAAAAUGUGUUUUGAAAUACGAUCAUCAUUGUCCAUGGACAAACAGUUGUGUGUCAUUUGGAAAUUAUAAAUUUUUUAUUUUAUUUCUCGGUUAUGCACUGAUAUUUUGUAUCUAUGUAGCAGCAACAUCCAUUGAAUAUUUUAUCAAAUUUUGGCAGAAUGUUACAUCGCCUCAGCAGGAUACCUCAUCAUUAUCGACAUCAGGAGCACCAUCAGCUGGAAAAUUUCAUUUAUUAUUUCUAUUUUUUGCUUCGGUUAUGUUUGCUGUUAGUGUAUCAACAUUAUUUUUUUAUCAUUUAUAUUUAAUAUGGAAAAAUCGAACAACUCUAGAAUCAUUCCGAUCACCAAUAUUUAUAGAUGGACCAAAUAAAAAUGGUUUCGAUUUGGGUUAUAAACAAAAUUUUUUUGAAAUAUUUGGCUCUAGCCUAUUAUUAGCAAUAUUACCAGUAACAUCAACUGGUGAUGCUCUUAUACCAAUAGAUUCCAAUACAUCUUACAUUGAUGAUCGUGGAAUCGUUACACAAUCGAAUUAUUCUAAUACUGGUGAUUAUUUAUUAACCAGAUAA